AUGGCUAGCAUCGACGAUGUAAACUUUGAGCUCCCCAAACUACGCACCUCCUUCUCUCUAGAGAAUGACACCAGGUUCCUCGGUAGUGAUGAUAAUAUUGCAGGCAAGCAUCCAAUUCUGCUACCGGAGCUGUACUUUGCCCAAUUCUUUGAUGUCAAAUUCUGCCCUUACCAGCCUCUAGAUCAUGAACCUGUCUUUGCCGCUAUCAGCAAGAAGCAUGUUGUUAUCUGCCGACUCACAAAAGAUACAGGUGAUGUCAAUCCCUGUCAUGUAAUCAAUGUCAUAAGAGACGAUGAUGAUGAGGCUGCCAGUUGUUGCUGUACUUGGACUAUGGAUGCCGUAAAUGGCAGGCCCUAUAUCUGCAUUGGAGGCGUUGAUGCCAAAGUCAAGAUAUACGACGUAGUUGAUGGCCGUGCUUUGUCGGCCAUGGCGGGGUUCGUUUUCUCUCAACUCUUCACCUUCGGCCUCAUGAACUCACCCGAAGCAAAGGACGUUAAUGACUUAGCCACAUCCCCUGUCAACCCGUACAUCAUCGCUUCAGCCUCCGACGACACAAGUGUACGGAUAUGGAGUGUUGAAGAAAAGCAUAGGAGUCAACCAUGCUUAUGCAUUCUCGCCGGAGAAGGCCACUCUUGGAAUCUGCUCAGUGUGGCUUUCCACGAAACCGGCCGCUAUCUUUUAUCCGGUGGCCACGACCAGAUCAUAAAUUUGUGGACUAUUCCCGAUCUCCCCAACGAGCCCAUUGAUACGCCUUUACAGGUCCAUUAUCCUCAUUUCUCAACCUCAGCUGUGCACAGUGGCAUUGUCGAUUGCGUCUCAUUUUAUGGGGAUCUCAUCCUAUCUAGAGCAUGUCACGAUAAUGUGAUUGUCUUGUGGAAGAUCGAGGGAUUCUCCUCGGACGACCCUCUACCACCCCAGAGUACUGCCCCCACGCCACAAAAUGUGCUCCCAACAAAUUAUGAAGAUCCCGGACGACUUACAAGGUCUGCUUUCGUUCCAUUGACCUCCCCUCAGUGCCCCGUCCAAUAUACACGGUUAUUGGCCUUCCACACUCCGAACUGUGGCCCUCAAUUUUUCAUGCGCUUCAAGCUCCAUCAUGUGCCCAACCAAAAUCCGGUGCUUGCAUUUUGCAAUGCCGCGGGCAACAUCUUUUUCUGGGAUUUAAAGCGGCUGACUGCCCACCGUGAUAUCAUGUCGACGCUGGCAAAUCCUGUGGACAAAAGCAAACCAAUACAGUUACCUAGCUGGCAGAAGCCCGUCAUCCCCCGUUCAAAAGCAGACCCACCAAAUAAACCUCGAGCAACCGGUAGUGAGCAGCAAGAUUCGUCAACUCCAGUAUAUGUAAACCAUGCGGAUUCCCGGGAGUUCAGCCCAGAGACAUUGGAAUCAUGGGCGACCAAGUAUAGCAUGGAUGACACUCACGAGCCGCUACGGCACCAUAAGAUGGAGUCAUCGUCGGCCAAUUUUGUGGGCAGGCAGGCAUCCUGGAGUCCUGGGGGAGAUUGGUGUGUCGUAGUUGGGAGCUCAAACACGGCUUUAUUGCUGCAGCGUUGGGCUCAGAAAUAA
Molecule: messenger RNA, 1566 nt
Organism: Trichoderma virens Gv29-8
Lineage: Eukaryota; Fungi; Ascomycota; Sordariomycetes; Hypocreales; Hypocreaceae
Exons: 9
Coding region: 1-1566 (521 amino acids)
Biological process (GO): negative regulation of transcription by RNA polymerase II
Cellular component (GO): ESC/E(Z) complex
Molecular function (GO): nucleosome binding; protein binding
Source: RefSeq, a predicted model, not a curated record